ACGGACGGUGCAGAUCGCAGUGCGCCGCGGUCACAAGCGAUAUAAAUAUAUUGCUCCGCCGCUCCCACGAGAGAGCCCUUACUCGCAGAAACCCUAGAAGACCACUAGAGCUCUCCGCCGCCGCCGCGACUUCAGCUCUCUCCCUCUCCGAUCCAAGAUGAAGUUCAUCGCUGCCUAUCUGCUUGCUUACCUGUCUGGCAACUCCAGCCCCUCCGCAGAGGACUUGACAACCAUUCUGGAGUCAGUUGGUUGUGAAAUCGACAAUGAAAAGAUGGAACUCAUGCUGUCCCAAGUGAAGGGCAAGGACAUCGCUGAGCUCUUGGCUGCUGGCAGGGAGAAGUUUGCUUCAGUUCCGUCUGGUGGUGGUGGUGUAGCUGUGGCAGCAGCUGCUCCUGCCAGUGGUGGUGGCGGCGCUGCUCCGGCGGCUGAGAAGAAAGAGGAGAAGGUCGUGGAGAAGGAAGAGAGCGAUGAUGACAUGGGCUUCAGUCUCUUCGACUAAGUACUUGGUCAUCCUUUAUCUUCACUAUCAGUCUUUGGCCAGGAAACUAGAGUCGAUAAUGUUGUGAAACGCUGGAAAGACUUUUGAUGUGUAACUCUGCACUAGGUUGCCUUCUUGAUUUACUGGUGAACCAUACCUUUUCUAUCCGAUUUUGGUACUUUACAUUAACUUGUUUUGCCAACGUUAAUUUUGUGCGAUUCCUUGUUCUUGUUGUGUUAGUUAUAUGAGUUGAAAUUCUGAAUCCUGUUCCUCGAACUUCAAUCAAGUUCUGGUGUUGGGUGGGCAAGGGCCUGUUGUGCUAGUUAUAUGAAGACUGCCAUGUAUAUAAGAUCGAGAAAAUGAAAGCAUCUCUAUUUCGCAUU
Messenger RNA from Brachypodium distachyon (stiff brome), 861 nucleotides. Its product is annotated as 60S acidic ribosomal protein P2A. Gene Ontology annotation, biological process: cytoplasmic translational elongation. Bases 158 to 499 code for a protein of 113 amino acids. The transcript has 4 exons. The record is from RefSeq and is a predicted model, not a curated record. Lineage: Eukaryota; Viridiplantae; Streptophyta; Magnoliopsida; Poales; Poaceae. Gene Ontology annotation, molecular function: structural constituent of ribosome. Gene Ontology annotation, cellular component: cytosolic large ribosomal subunit; ribosome.